Messenger RNA from Capronia epimyces CBS 606.96, 3306 nucleotides. RefSeq lists its product as uncharacterized. Gene Ontology annotation, cellular component: trans-Golgi network; endosome; cytoplasm. Bases 1 to 3306 code for a protein of 1101 amino acids. The transcript is spliced from 4 exons. The record is from RefSeq and is a predicted model, not a curated record. Gene Ontology annotation, biological process: regulation of DNA-templated transcription; intra-Golgi vesicle-mediated transport. Gene Ontology annotation, molecular function: protein binding; sequence-specific DNA binding; GTPase activator activity. Lineage: Eukaryota; Fungi; Ascomycota; Eurotiomycetes; Chaetothyriales; Herpotrichiellaceae.
AUGGGCAAUAUCAGUAGCAGGCUUGACGAUGGUGCCCUUCUGUACUUGAAGGAUCAAACGAGGUUCUUCAUUAGUUCCAUUGUCGUCAGCAACGCUCACGGAAGAGUCCUCCUCAGUGUCGCGCCAACUGCAUACCCUGCAUCACGUCUCGUUGGGAAACCAGACGCGACAGACUAUCGGCCAAUCUCUUACAUUCAAGACCCUGACUCCUCCGCCCUUGCGUUUCUCCCACGACUGGAUCUUGAGGAUGAGUUGGACCUUCGCUUCACCUUCGUCAGUCGUCAGAACCUUACCCCCUUGCCUGUCGCACCCUCAACUGCGACUGCCGCUGUCGACACCACCGUUAAUGGCUUGACUUUUGCAUAUGCCCCCAACGGCAAAGAGUUGGAUACGCUCAUCACACGGGAAUUCCACGCAGACCCUAAUUUACACAAAAAUUCAAAUGUACAGUUUAUUGGCGACUUCGGGACAAACGGAAAUCCCUCCAUCACCUACGAAUGGAACUGGCGUUGGAAACCUCCAAAGCCUUACGAGGACAGGGGCGGGGGCUGGCGCAACUCUUGCAGUUUCCUUGAGUAUGACUCCAGAGCGCACAGAUUAAACACUCUGGCGUCCUUUUCCUUCUGGGUCAACAACGCUACACUGCCGGAUUUGACACCACUUGCGUCUCCAAACGUUGAACUGAUGGUCCCCCCCCAAAAGCUGCGGUUGCCAUCUUCUCAGUCUUACCAGUCUGCAGUGAGUGACUCGGAGGGUCCGUCCGAUCAUGCAAAUCCGCCCUCCCCCAAUGUCCAAUCUGCGGACUUCAAUUCUAGUGCCUCGACUAUAGCACCUGCAGCCUCUGUGAUCGAUGUCCAAUGUCAACGACCCGGAGGAGACGUGACUGCGGUUGAAGACGGUCCGCUAUUCAGGGCCACAAUGAAAUCAUUGGAACAGAAAACCGGUACUAUGCGAGUCCAGAUCAAGAAGGUAUUGAAGAAAGCAGAAGCUGCCCAGCAGGCACAGGCCGAGUGCAACCAAGCCAUGUCGGCCUUCUUGAGCGCGCUUCAAGAAGCAUCUGCCUCAAACGCCACAGCUUUCAAGCCCGCCCUCGACCACUAUUUCACGAAUAUUGCGCAACGGAUCUUGAAGUAUGAGAAAGAGAACAGUAUACUUUUACAGAAACAGAUCAUCGAUCCCAUCUCCAAACUGUACAACUUCGACAUAAAACAAGCCGAGGCGAAGAAAAAGGACUUUGAGGACGAGAGCCGGGACUACUACGCCUACGUGAGUCGUUACCUCGGCCAAAGGCAAGAUUCACUGAAGGACAAGAAACGGGCGGAAAGUGAUUCAAAGUAUCAAACGAAGAAGCGGAACUUUGAACUCAAGAGAUUCGAUUACUCCACAUUCAUGCAAGACCUCCAUGGCGGGCGCAAGGAACAAGAACUUCUCUCACAGCUCACCAAGUAUGCGGACGGGCAGGCGAAAUCAUUCCUCGCCGCCGCGAAAAGGGUGGAAAGCCUAACGCCACGCUUGGAUGCCCUGGUGAGAGAAGUCUCUGAGACGGACAAAGAGUACAAUCUGCAAAGGACUGAGCGGGAAGAAAAGCGCAGAAAUCUCGAAAUGAACGGCCCGAUCCCGGCAGAGCCCGAGCCUCUGCAGCCUUCGAUAAGCGCUUCCAGCCACUUACCAGUCCAGAACGGCCACACAGGGUAUACUUCGGACACUGACCUGAGCAGGACGGACAGUACUGGCUCUCAAUUUGGCCGCCCUGCGGUCAAGACACUAUCCCCAACCAGUAACUCAGCCUUGCAAGGCGUUCCGAUCACCAAUCUGUCGACGUCACCCGGCGCUUCUUCAAUAGUGCCAACCCCGAACAAAUUCAAGGGCAUUCGUGACCUUGACGAGAGCUCCGUAUCGAUCGCUGACAAAUCAGCUGUCGGGCCACACCGCAAAGAAGGAUUAUUAUGGGCAUUGAGCAGGCCGGGUUCGCACUUAGACCCGAAGGGUAUCAACAAGCAGGCCUGGCACAAGUUUUGGAUUGUGCUUGACCAAGGCAAACUUUCAGAAUACAGCAAUUGGAAAGAUAAAUUGGACCUACAUCGGGAUCCUAUUGAUCUACGAAUGGCUUCGGUGCGAGUGGCAAGAGACGCAGAACGAAGAUUUUGUUUCGAGGUCAUAACUCCCCAGUACAAGCGCGUCUACCAGGCCACAACCGAGGAUGAGAUGAACAACUGGAUCACUUCCAUCAACAACGCUCUUCAAAGUGCGUUUGAGACUGGGCCUCACACCGCUCAACAGCCUCAGAAAGAAACGAAUGGACGCGAAUAUGGAGCCAUGUUGACUGGGAAGAGUUCAUCACAGUCCGGCCCACACGGUUACUCCCAGCGGACCGAUGUCAUCGGCGUAUCAAGGCGGACAACGGUCGGUUCCAGGCCCACCUAUAUCCGGACGAGCAGCAGCAGUUACGAAGAAACUCCCUCCAAGCUGCUGGACCAGCUCCGGAACAAUGAUCAUGGGAAUCAGCAAUGUGCCGAUUGCGGUUCUACUUCCAAGGUCGAUUGGGUUUCUCUGAACCUGGGCAUCAUCUUGUGUAUCGAAUGUGGAGGCAUUCAUCGUUCUCUGGGAACCCAUGUAUCCAAAAUUCGGUCACUAACUCUGGAUGUUACUUCUUUCACGAUCGAUAUUGUCGAGCUCUUGAUGCUGCUCGGCAAUCGAAUCAGCAACAUGGUCUGGGAAUCCUUGUUGGAUCAAUCCAUCAAGCCUGGUCCUAACGCCACGAGGGAUCAGCGGCUUAAAUUCAUCACGGCCAAAUACGUGGAGAGGGCUUUCGUUGCGCCUGUGUCCCAGCACGGGACUGCGGAUGACACCUUAUUGACAUCGAUUAAGAAACACGAUAUUCAGGGGGUCUUGGUAGGCCUCGCUCAGCGGGCGAAUGUCAACGCUCAUGACCGGUCAAGAAAUACCCAUGCGGUGUUUCUCGCUCUCGCAGCCGCUGACCCUGCUCGGCCAACGUCUUCUCACUCGGCCACACCCGCGCCAGCACUAAAAGCGUUCCCAAUGGCCGAGCUGUUGGUUCAGAACGGGGCAGAAAUCCCCACGGAGCCGCCAGCCAUACCUUUGUCGCCAGCUGCACAGCUCUACAUAGAGCAACGAACCUCUCGAGCUAUCAACAGUCAAUCCCGUCAAGGUGACACGUUAGGUCCUCUUCCCGCCAUGUCCAGAGCGCCACCGUUCUCCUCAUUUGACAGUACCACAAAAUUGCAGAAAAGAGGUAGUGCCGGUGCAAGAUUUGCCGGGAAAGUCACAGGACUCGGUGAACGAUAG